Molecule: messenger RNA, 510 nt
Organism: Oldenlandia corymbosa var. corymbosa
Lineage: Eukaryota; Viridiplantae; Streptophyta; Magnoliopsida; Gentianales; Rubiaceae
Source: the annotation of a GenBank genome assembly
AUGACGACAGUUGAAAUGUUAGUUCAUAUGGACUGUCCCGGAUGUGUCAGCAAGAUUCGGAAAGCCCUCCGACACCUUAAAGGAAUAGACAAUAUAGAUAUUGAUGUGGCCAUGCAAAAGGUGACGGUGACAGGAUCAGCGGACCAAAUGAAAGUCCUCAAAACCGUUAGGAAAACUGGACGACGGGCUGAACUUUGGCAACUCCCUUAUGAUCCUGUGAUUAAAAAUCACAAUACUAAUACUGCAGUUGUCCCUCCUAAUGCAAACAAUUAUGGUGCCGGCGGUCCGGCCGCCGGAUAUAUGCCGGCCCUCAUCUCGCAGCCACCGGCGGCGUCUUCAUAUAAUUACUACAAGCAUGGUUAUGACUAUGGACAAGAUCAUCAACAGGCUUAUUUUCAUGGUUAUGGGCCGUACGGUGGCCAUCAUCAAUAUGGGCAAUCAAGGAUUUUUGGAAGUUGGGCUGGUGAUGCAUUUAGUGAGGAAUCUGUUCAUGGUUGUUCCGUUAUGUAA